AUGAGCUUCGCAACCGCUGCAAGUCGCCAAUCGUCUUCCCGUCCUCCGCGACCAUCUUCUUCUGCUCGUCACUGCCAUCUCUGUGGGCGAUCCGGUCAUGAUGCCCAAAAUUGCUUUCGGGUCAAACCUUGCCCUCACUGUCACCGGCCGGGUCAUGACCCUCGUCGCUGCUUCGAGGUCGUCGGCUAUCCGGCGAAUUGGUCCGGCAAGUCUUCUUCUACCGGCGCUCCUCCGGCAGGGCAAGGGCGAUCGAUUAGCGCCUCAUCUUCCUCUUCUGCUGGAAGUGACCGAGGCUUAAUUUCCUCCCAUUCUGCUAAGGCUCACGCUAAUAACUCUAUGGGGGCCAAUUCUGUUGGGCCAGGUCUUAUUGGGCCAGGUACUGUAGGUCCUUCUCUUCAAUUUGGCACUUAUGGUACUAAUCCUGUUCCAGCUGCUACAGGUUUGAGCCCGGACCAAUGGCAAGCAUUAGUAAAUAUCACGAUGACGACUAAGGUAUCUGUUGGCGGACCUAUGGAUUUGUGGCAUCAACGUUUGGGAUAUCCACCCCCGCAGGCCGAUUUGCCCAUAGAUUUUUGGGGACACUGUGUCUUGACUGCCGGAUAUUUAAUCAACCGUACUCCCACUCCACUAUUACAUGGGAACAGUCCCUAUGAGGUUCUUUUUGGCCAAGCUCCCCCUAUUAAGAAUCUUCGUGUUUUUGGCUGCUUGUGCUAUGUUCACAAUUUGGAUCGUUCGGGGGAUAUAUUUGCCAGUCGUAGCAGAAAGUGCAUUUUUGUGGGCUAUCCUUUUGGGAAGAAGGGUUGGUCCGUUUUUGAUCUUGACACCCGGGAGUUUCUCGUCUCUCGGGAUGUUAAAUUCUUUGAAGGCCAGUUUCCUUUUUCUACAUGCCCUACUUCUGGGUCUGAUUCUGUACCGCUUGUUUCUUCUUCACCAUGGCCUGCUAUUGAUGAUGAGUCCUCAUCUAUUCUUGAUUCUGUGCCGGCCAUUUCUCCCUCUGGGGCUACUGAGGUCGACGACGAGAACUGGGUGAGACCCGGUAUGAGACAUGCGCACGAGAAGGUUCGAGAGGUCUCGUGA
Molecule: messenger RNA, 1077 nt
Organism: Striga hermonthica
Lineage: Eukaryota; Viridiplantae; Streptophyta; Magnoliopsida; Lamiales; Orobanchaceae
Source: the annotation of a GenBank genome assembly